This is a messenger RNA of Fusarium keratoplasticum, 1845 nucleotides long. Its product is annotated as BTB domain-containing protein. The record is from RefSeq and is a predicted model, not a curated record. Bases 1 to 1845 code for a protein of 614 amino acids. NCBI's taxonomy places the organism in Eukaryota, Fungi, Ascomycota, Sordariomycetes, Hypocreales, Nectriaceae. Gene Ontology annotation, molecular function: protein binding. The transcript has 4 exons.
AUGGCAACGACGCGGGAGGUCGAGCAGCUGCCCACGGAGGGCCUUUGUGCUACCUCGAACUAUGCAGCGCUGCAUAGCCUUCUUUCCAGUGGAGAUUACUCCGACAUGACCAUUCGAUGCAGAGGCCGCGAGUUCAAGACCCACCGGGCCGUCGAGGGCGCCUCCGGGACCGUCGACCUCCCAGACGAUGACCCUGAGAUCGUUCAUUACUUCCUCGAGUUCCUUUACACUGGCACUUACAGCAUCUAUGAUUCGAAUCACGACAUAAUUGUGGAAGCUGCCGAGGCAACCAACAAACAUAUCCUCGAGAGACUGAGCCGUCGGCCUGCGCAGCCCAAGCUAGGGCGUAGUCGCUUUCGGCAACUGAACGCAGGCCAAUCCAGAUGGAGCCCAUACGCCUUCAAGGCUUCGCUAGUGCAGACCGAAAACGAUAAUGAAAUGAAGAGAGAGUGGAUGAUGAAGCAAUCUGUUCAGAUCUACGCGUUGGCUGACAAGUACGGCGUUGCGGCCCUGAGGCUCCUGGCUCGGGAUCGAUUCUUCGAGGCCGGAAAGGAUUUCUUGACGGGUGCAACAGGAUGGGACUCGGCAUCAUGGGAAGAGACGGCCUUCUUCUCGGAGAUUGUGAAGAUGAUUUACGACAACACUUUCUCGGAACAAGACCCAUUACGACAAGCACUCUACAUGAUCGUCGGCAUGAAGACCGGGGACGACGUGAUGAAGGAGAGGAUGCGAACGGAAAUGAUGCUCAAGGCGGAGUUGGCACUGACCAAAUCGAGAAUGCCGACUCACUCAUGGGCUCCCUCGUCCACCGGAAACGAGCAUCGGGACGAAGAGGACGACGGGAUAGACGCGUUCUGCGCCACGUCGAUUCACGCGUCCCUGUCAAAGCUGCUGCACAGCGAAAAGUUUUCCGACAUGACGAUUCGCUGCGGUGGGCGUGAGUUCAAGGCCCACCGUGCCAUCGUCUGCACCCAGUCCUCGUUCUUUGACCGGGCCUUGAGCAGUAACUUCAAGGAAGCUGCUUCUCGCGUUGUUGAGCUGCCUGAUGACGACCCGGACGUCCUUGAGCGCUUUCUUGAGUUCAUGUACAAAGGCACGUACUCGGAUAAUGUGAACCACACGUGGGGAAAGCCGUCCAUCGUCGCCAUGAUGAGCCCUGAAGAGGUUCAGGAGAACCUGAACGACACACCUGGUGUGCCUGAAGAUUUCUUAGCAGGUGACGAACGCCCGUCAACUCCCUGUCCUGGACCGUUGAAUUCUAAUCAAGUUGGACCUACCGGAGCCGACUCUGAGAAUGAUUUGGAUUACGAACCACCCAGUCCCACAUCCACAAGGUCCAACUCCAACUCGGAGCCCGAGGAAGAAUACAACGAGUACUAUGGCGAUAGCACUUCCAAUAGCGAGCAAGAACCGGAACACUCCCCUGAAAAGCCAAGCCUCGGUACCAUGUCCGUCAUGAAGCUGUCUGAGCUGGUGGCACUAGACAAAGAGGAGGCGAUGCAGAGAUUGGUCAAGAUCCGCAACGACAUGGCACUCCCCCUUCGCUUAUACAUCAUGGCGGACAAAUACGACGUACCUGCCCUCCGUCUAUUGGCGAGGGAUCGAUUCUACCGGGCCGUCGAGCUCGAGUGGGAGCAUGCGGAAUCCUUUCCGGACAUUGUGGACGAACUCUACCUCGGCACGCCGCAGACCGACACGGCCAUGAGGGAGAUUGUGUGUCGAAUCGUUGGGAGCAGGAUCCUGAACGACAGGGUCAGGGAGAAGAUGAGGCCCAUCAUGGAGAAGCACGGUGACUUUGCCGUCGGGGUUAUGGAGUAUGCCAUCCACUCUGGUAGGGUUCGAUAG